AUGGCAACCGCCACAAUGGCGACAGCAGCAGGGGCAGCCGCACUUUUGUACUAUACGUUAAAUAAAAAAUUGCAAACGAGCCCCCCAUCUGGUGAUGAUGACGAAAAUGAAGGUGAUGUAAAUAGUCAUGCCCCAAUAGGUAUAGAUAGGGUUUCUCAUAGGCUUAUACAAGCUCCGGCAACGUGGUUAGAGACGAUUUCUACACUGUCAGAGACGCUUAGAUUCACAUAUUCAGAAACUUUGGGGAAGUGGCCGAUUGGAGACUUGGCUUUUGGCAUCAGCUUCCUGUUGAAAAGGCAGGGAAACUUGCAUGUCAGCCGAGAAUUUGGAGGUAAAGAUAGCUUGCAGCUUGAAGGACCUGAAAUUGCUGCAGAGCUUAGAUAUCUUUUAAAUUUGCUCACUCUCUGUUGGCAUUUCUCCAAGAAACCCUUUCCCUUAUUUCUGGAAGAGACUGGCUAUUCUCAAGAGGAUGUUAUUCUCCAAGAACCUAAAGCUGGAAUUCUGAAGCCGGCGUUUACUGUAUUGGUCGAUCACAAAACCAAAAGUUUUCUGCUACUUAUUCGUGGAACUCAUAGCGUCAAAGAUACACUAACAGCUGUAACUGGGGCUGUGGUCCCAUUCCAUCACACAGUGGUGUGUGAAGGAGGUGUUAGCAACUUGGUCUUGGGUUAUGCGCACUGUGGAAUGGUUGCGGCCGCUCGAUGGAUUGCGAAACUCGCCACUCCUUGCCUUCUUACAGCAUUAGGCGAUUAUCCUGAUUACAAACUUAAGAUUGUAGGACAUUCUCUUGGUGGUGGAACAGCCGCUCUUUUGACAUAUAUUUUGCGCGAGCGCAAAGAAUUGUCAACUUCUACCUGUGUUGCAUUUGCUCCAGCGGCUUGUAUGACAUGGGAACUGGCUGAAUCGGGAAACGACUUUGUAACUUCUGUGAUAAAUGGGGCUGAUUUAGUGCCCACAUUCUCGGCUGCAUCAGUGGAUGACUUGCGUGCUGAGGUCACAGCAUCUGCUUGGUUAAAUGAUCUGAGGAAUCAAAUAGAGCGCACGAGAAUACUUAGUACGGUUUAUCGAUCAGCUUCAGCAUUGGGUUCUCGCCUUCCUUCGAUGGCCACUGCCAAAGCAAAAGUUGCUGGUGCUGGUGCCAUUCUACGUCCCGUCUCUAGUGGUACUCAGGUGGUGAUGAGGCGAGCCCAAAGCAUGGCCCAAGCCGCAUGGUCUCGGCCCAGCCUCAGCCUAUCCUCAUGGUCCUGCAUGGGCCCCCGCCGCCGACCCUCAGCCCCACAAACCGACCCGUCCGAGCUCCUCAUCUCACCCACCGCCGACAAAAAACCCACAACUGCCCCGGUCUCCAAAACCGACACUCAAACCCCUAAAUCAUCCCCAAAAGGACCGACGGCAGAAAUCACCCUCGCUGAUGAUGAUGACAUCGAUGACGUCAUCGAUCACGAGGACCGCAUGACAGAAGUCGAGCUGUGGCAGCAGAUCGAGCGCGAGCUGUACGAAAACGAAGGGGUCAACGAGAUUGUGAAAGACGAGAUCCGUGAGGACGACGAGGUGGCGGAGGAGGAGGUCGUUACGGAUGGCGGGCCGGGAGGUGGGUCGGUUCCCAAUGCAAAGGAGGUGCAUCGGUUUUUUCCGGCGGGGAGGAUAAUGCACAUCGUGAUGCUGGCGACAGCGGAGGACGAUCGGGAGGGCGGUGGUUUGCCGGAGGAUGCACGAGAAGAUGGUGGUUCGCCGGAGGAUGCGCGAGAGGGCUGUGGUUCGCCAGAUGAGAGGGUGGCGAUUUUCUUGACUCCGAGGUCAUUGUACAGCAAGCUGAGGCUGUCGCAGACAAUGAUUGCCGACCAUUUCAUGCCGGUGUAUAGGCGGCAGAUUGAGAGGCUGAUUAGGGAGCUCGAGGGUGGGGGAAGUUCUUCCGGUGGAGUUGAUGAAGUUCAUUAG
This is a messenger RNA of Striga hermonthica, 1938 nucleotides long. Lineage: Eukaryota; Viridiplantae; Streptophyta; Magnoliopsida; Lamiales; Orobanchaceae. The record is from the annotation of a GenBank genome assembly.